Molecule: messenger RNA, 2060 nt
Organism: Helianthus annuus (common sunflower)
Lineage: Eukaryota; Viridiplantae; Streptophyta; Magnoliopsida; Asterales; Asteraceae
Exons: 10
Coding region: 285-1934 (549 amino acids)
Source: RefSeq, a predicted model, not a curated record
CCUCAUAUUAUCAUAUGAUAUACCUACUCUACUCAACUCUAUUUAUGAUUGAAGAUGACACAUUGUGGGUUCCUCCUACAUUUGUCACUUUUUGUUUACCCUAAUUUCCAGGUUUCUUCUCCUCUCAUAAAUACCCCUUCUUCAAUUCCCAACAUCAUUCCUUUUCUUUCUUUCUUUUCUGUUCAACGAUGCAGUUUUUGCACGUAAGUUACACUCUGAAAUGCAGUUAAUGAUCCUCAUCACACACUGUCGGUGACUCAUCUUCUUCUUCUUCUUGUUUAAAGAUGCUUAGAGUUAACUGUGAUUCCACUCCACCUGUUUCUCCUCUCUCCUCUCGCCACUCCAGUUUUCAGGGUUGUUCUUGGAAUAAUGGGCAGAUUAUAAAAGAUGAUCAUGGUGUGUUAGAUAUGGCACCAAGAGCUUCCUAUAAUUUAAACCCUGAUGCAAAACUAGGGAAGAUAUUUCUUGAUCAAUCUUCAGUUUGGUCAGAGUCAGAGAUGACACCAUGUUCUACUUCACUUUCUUCCAAUACUUCAAAUUGCACACCGAAUUCGAAGUCAUCGAUGGAAUUGGUGAAGGAAAUCACCUCUCUCGAAAUGGAAAUACUUCAUUUGGAACGGUAUCUACUUUCGCUAUACCGCACAGCGUUUCAGCCGCAUGUUCAUGGUGUACAAACCAAGAAGUCCUCUUCAGAAUAUAAGAUAGAAUCACAACUGCAAACUGUUGCUGAUCAGUCAAUCUUUAAAGUCAACUCUGAUGCUUGGUCAAGUGGUCAUCAUAGUCAACUUUCGACUCCUCGUGAGGGAUUUUCGGGUUUAAAUCGUCAAAUUAGUUCUUCGGUCUCAAAUUCAUCAUCUAGAAAAGAGAGAAAAACGGUCCGUUGUAGUCUCGGGGAUCACUUUGGAGCCUCUUGUGCUGAUGAUGCAAUUCUCGACGGUCCAGAUAAACUUUCGGAAGACAUAAUCAGAUGCAUCUCUUUGAUCUACUGCAAGCUCGGGGACCAAAAUCAAGCGCAAUCUGGACCGUUGGUUUCAUCUGCUUCGUCUCUGUCUUCAUCGGGUACAAAUUGUACCCGAAAUCUUUCUGAUACAUGGAGUCCUUAUUGCAACGAGGAACCCGCGUGGGACAGUAAACAUGACAACUUAAAAGAGGAAAGACGGCCGGAUGCUGAUAUUAUUGAAGUUUUGAAAAUAAAUGUUGAUGAUGAUAAGUUCAAUUAUGCUUCAAGGAUGCUAAAAAAAUACAGAACAUUGGUAAAGAAACUUGAGACGGUUGACCCUGGGAAAAUGAAGCGCGAACAAAAGCUUGCGUUUUGGAUCAACAUUCAUAAUGCUUUGGUCAUGCAUGCUUAUUUAGCAUAUGGGACACAUAACAACACAAAAAGUAAUUCGAUUUUAAAGGCGACUUAUAACAUCGGGGGACACUCCAUCAACGCAUAUAUUAUACAGAUCUCUAUAUUAGGAAUCAAAUCACACUUUAGAUCACCGUGGCUACAGUCAUUGUUAUCUCCCGGUAGGAAGUUGAAGAUGGAGCCUAAUAAACAUAUGUAUGCCAUCGAAUACCCGGAGCCACUUGUCCAUUUUGCCCUUUCUUUAGGGUCAUUUUCAGACCCCGCGGUUCGGGUCUACAACGCAAAGACUAUUUUUCAGGAUCUAAGGCUUGCAAAAGAAGAGUUUAUACGAUCAACGGUUUAUGUGAACAAAGAAACAAGAAUAUACCUACCCAAAAUUUUAUACUUUUUUGCAAAAGAUAUGGCAAUGAGUAUGGCAAGCCUUUUAGAAAUAGUCAACGCAUGCUUACCCGAAAGUCAACAGAAAUUGAUGAAAACGAGCAUCAAAGGUAAACCUGAAAAAUGCGUCUACUGGUUGUCCCAAAGUUGUAUAUUUCGAUACGCGAUUCAUCGAGAGACAGUUCAUGGGGGACAUCAUCUGUAAGAUAUUUUGAGUUCUGUUUUGUGAUAUAAUAUAUAUUUGUGAAUUUGAAUUGUUUUUUUAUUAUUAAGUUUUAGAGUGUAUAGAUUUGUUUAUAACAACUCUGAAUAGUGGAUUAAGGUUUAAUUA